CCGUGUGUCUCUGUGUCCCUGCAGGUGUGAAUGAGUGACGUGGUGCCUCCCACAGCUCUCAGUGAAGUCCAGCUCCGCUUCCUCUGCCACGAUGACAUAGAGAAGGUCAAGCUGCUCUGUGGUGAUUGGUUCCCAAUCGAGUACCCGGACUCAUGGUAUCAGGACAUCACCUCCAACAAGAAGUUCUUCUCCCUCGCUGCCACCUUCAGAGGAGGCAUCGUGGGAAUGAUUGUGGCCGAAAUCAAAGGCCGGACCAAAGUACACAAAGAGGAUGGAGACAUCCUGGCCUCCAGUUUCCCCGUGGACACACAGGUAGCCUACAUCCUGAGCCUGGGAGUGGUCAAAGAGUUCAGGAAACAUGGCAUAGGCUCCCUGCUGCUGGACAGUUUGAAGGAGCACAUCUCAACGACAGCCCAGGACCACUGUAAGGCCAUCUACCUGCACGUCCUCACCACCAACAACACUGCCAUCCACUUCUACCAGAACCGAGACUUCAGGCAGCACCACUACCUGCCCUACUACUACUCCAUACGAGGCGUCCUCAAAGAUGGAUUCACAUACGUGCUCUACAUCAAUGGGGGUCAUCCGCCCUGGACAAUAUUUGACUACAUCCAGCACAUCGGCUCCACCCUGGCCAGCCUGAGCCCCUGCUCCAUCCCACAGAGGCUGUACCGACAGGCCCAGUCCCUGCUGCGCUCUCUGCUGCCCUGGUCCAACAUCGCCUCCAAGACCGGCAUCCAGUACAGCAGAACCAUGUGACGCAACACGGAGCGGUUUCUCAUCAGUCUUCCCCCGUACACGCCGAGAUGUACACGCACACUCACCUCCUCCACCUCGUACGGCUUUCCACACCCUG
Messenger RNA from Plectropomus leopardus (leopard coralgrouper), 856 nucleotides. The record is from RefSeq and is a predicted model, not a curated record. NCBI's taxonomy places the organism in Eukaryota, Metazoa, Chordata, Actinopteri, Perciformes, Serranidae.